AUGGAGUUGUUCUGUCACGAGCGCGCCGAUCUGAACUCGAGCUCCCCGGUAAAGAGCGCGCCGAUUCGGGCCUUCAGAGACGCGGUUCUGACCCGGGACACCCGAGUCCUACAGAACCUGCUGAGCCUGGAGAAGCCGAACAUCAGCGGAAAACACACAGCCGGCGUCGAGAGCGAAGAGCUGCUGCGCAUGCGCAAGAUCCUCACCGGCUGGAUGCUGCAGGUGUGUGAGGAGCAGAAGUGCGAGGAGGAGGUGUUUCCUCUGGCUGUUCAUUACCUGGACAGGUACAUGUCCCAGAAUGCUGUGCGCCGGUGUCAUCUGCAGCUGCUGGGCUCCGUCUGCAUGUUUCUGUCCUCCAAACUGCGGGAGACGGUUCCUCUGAGCGCUGGAACACUGAGUGUCUACACUGACCACGCCUACAGUGUCUCUGAGAUACUGCAGUGGGAGCUGCUGUUGGUGUCGCGUCUCCGCUGGGAUCUGGCCUCAGUGCUGCCCUCUGAUUUCCUGGAGCUGAUCCUGCAGGCACUGCCAAUCCCUGCGCAGAGCCACAGCAGCGUGCGCAGACACACACACUGCUACAUCGCCCUCACGGCUACAGACCUGAGGUUCUCGUUCUUCCGCCCGUCCGUCGUGGCCGGUUCCUGUGUGACGGCAGCGCUGCUCAGACUGAAGCUUCUGCAGGACACGGUUAGCGCCGAGCAGAUGCUACAGAUGCAGAGGAACAUGUUGGAUGUGGACAUGGUGUCUCUGCGUGUGUGUUUCUCAGCGCUGGAGCAGAUGAUCGAGCAGACGCUGCCGGCUCCACCUGUGCAGACGCAGGACGCCCCGCUGUGAUGCUAACAGGUGUACGUUUCAGACUGCCCCUCACCUGCGCGACUACUCUCGCCUUUCUGUUUGAGCAUGUUCACUUUCAUUUUAAUGUCGCAGGUGUUCUGCACCAAAGCUAAUAUUUACCUGGAAACCUUUGUCCAGUCAAA
Molecule: messenger RNA, 977 nt
Organism: Danio aesculapii
Lineage: Eukaryota; Metazoa; Chordata; Actinopteri; Cypriniformes; Danionidae
Gene: ccnd3
Product: cyclin D3
Exons: 5
Coding region: 1-834 (277 amino acids)
Biological process (GO): mitotic cell cycle phase transition; positive regulation of G1/S transition of mitotic cell cycle; regulation of cyclin-dependent protein serine/threonine kinase activity
Cellular component (GO): cytoplasm; cyclin-dependent protein kinase holoenzyme complex; nucleus
Molecular function (GO): cyclin-dependent protein serine/threonine kinase regulator activity
Source: RefSeq, a predicted model, not a curated record